AUGAAAAUAAAGCUCGCCGUGCGCGCCAGCUUCACAGUCAACUUCUUCCUCUUCGUAAUCCAGCUCUACGCAGCCGUGAGCACCGGCUCUCUGGCCUUGUUCGCCACCGCAGCAGACACCAUCAUGGACCUCGUCUCGUCCAUUGUUAUGCUCGUCAUGUCGCGCAUGUCCUCACGCCCAAAGCCAUACAAGUACCCCGUUGGACGGCGCCGCGUCGAAACAAUGGGAGUGAUCAUGUUCUGUGCGUUGAUGAUCAUCGUGGCGGCGGAGCUAAUCAUCGAGUCGGCCAAGGCGCCUGCAGUGGGCGAGACCGACUCGGAGCAGCUGCAUAUUGUGCCGCUGAUCUGUGUUGGCGUUGCUAUCUUCUCCAAGUUCGUUAUGUUCUUGUGCUUCUAUGGCUAG
Penicillium robsamsonii is the source of this 402-nucleotide messenger RNA. Its product is annotated as Cation efflux protein. Gene Ontology annotation, molecular function: monoatomic cation transmembrane transporter activity. Bases 1 to 402 code for a protein of 133 amino acids. Gene Ontology annotation, cellular component: membrane. The record is from RefSeq and is a predicted model, not a curated record. NCBI's taxonomy places the organism in Eukaryota, Fungi, Ascomycota, Eurotiomycetes, Eurotiales, Aspergillaceae. Gene Ontology annotation, biological process: monoatomic cation transport; transmembrane transport. The transcript is spliced from 2 exons.